Molecule: messenger RNA, 747 nt
Organism: Peronospora belbahrii
Lineage: Eukaryota; Oomycota; Peronosporomycetes; Peronosporales; Peronosporaceae
Source: the annotation of a GenBank genome assembly
AUGGCGAAACAACAGAAUAUUGCCGAGAGUGCAAUACAUAAUCUUAUCUCCAUCCAGAAUCAGUGGACGAUAAACAGGCUCUUUAAACGACUCAAGGUGCACAAGGUCGACUCGAAGUAUCUAUUUAGCAGUGUCGAGUAUCGAGAGUGGGUAGGAGCGGUGAUCGUAUACUUCAAGCACGACCUUGACAUGGCCGCAGCUGCAAUCGUCAGAAGUCUAAAUGCUCGCUAUAGCGAUGGUGUUCUGCAAAAUAUGCUGCAUAAUGAAAAGGCUUCAAAACCAGGACGCGACGCCAUUCCGUUGGAGACUGCGCAGCUACAGUACUGGGGAAAAAUUGGUAAGAAUCCGACCAUUGUCUUUGAAUGGCUCGAAUUCAAGAAGGAAGGGGACAACAUUUUGGACAGUUCAUUACUAAAACCUUCGUCAAUAGUCGUGGUAAAAGCGAGCUUCCACACCAGUCCUCUCAUAUUGAAGAUCAAUGCUGUGGUGUUUGGAAAUGCGCUGCUCAAGAUCUGGUUGAGUGGUGUUCGAUAUCCUCUUGUUGUUGCAGAUCAAGACGGAAGCAGUGCUUGUAAGAAGCCCUGUUCUGGACCUGUGGAGCAUAAGACAAUCAUUAUCGACGAAUUGGAGAGCGAGCUAUUGAAACAAUGGCCGAAGGAUUGCAAAAGCUUGGACGAUGUUCUCAAUCAUAUUAAACAGAAUCAGGGAAGAGAAGAGACGGUAGACGUCGCGGCCAUUGGUGCUUAG